This is a messenger RNA of Microtus oregoni (creeping vole), 1727 nucleotides long. RefSeq names its product proteasome activator subunit 3 interacting protein 1 (gene Psme3ip1). The record is from RefSeq and is a predicted model, not a curated record. The transcript is spliced from 8 exons. Gene Ontology annotation, cellular component: nucleus. NCBI's taxonomy places the organism in Eukaryota, Metazoa, Chordata, Mammalia, Rodentia, Cricetidae. The coding region runs from base 312 to 1073 and encodes 253 amino acids.
GGAAAUUUGUUGUGGCGGUGAGGAAGAGGAAGCCCCGAAGGGUCAAAAGGAAUACAAAAGCAAAGUCUGCUCGCUUGCUUUAAACCGUUGUUCUUUCAGUCUUUCUGACCUAUUUUUUUAAGAGCGAGCGGCCUUGUCGGCGGCGGUUUGAGUUAGACGCCACGGAGGUGAGGGAGGCUCUCCUCCCGCGCUCUGGGAGGUCUGUCACCUCCCUGCUGUACAGACUGGACUUGACUAAGACUCCUUGAGGCCCUGAGAUUCUCCAUUAGAAUCUGUGUUGGAGAUUUUUUCCCCCUGCAGACUGUUCCAUUAUGGAUGGAGGAGAUGAUGGUAACCUUGUCAUCAAAAAGAGGUUUGUGUCCGAGGCAGAGCUAGAUGAGCGGCGCAAAAGGAGGCAAGAAGAGUGGGAAAAGGUUCGAAAACCAGAAGAUCCACAAGAAUGUCCAGAGGAGGCUUAUGACCCCCGGUCUCUGUAUGAACGGCUCCAGGAGCAGAAAGACAGGAAGCAGCAGGAGUAUGAGGAACAGUUCAAAUUCAAAAAUAUGGUAAGAGGUUUAGAUGAAGAUGAGACCAACUUCCUUGAUGAGGUUUCUCGUCAGCAGGAACUGAUAGAAAAGCAGCGACGAGAAGAAGAACUGGAGGAGCUGAAGGAGUACAGAAGUAAUCUCAACAAGGUUGGAAUUUCUGCAGAAAAUAAAGAAGUAGAGAAGAAGCUGGCUGUGAAACCCAUAGAAACCAAGAGCAAGUUCUCCCAGGCGAAGCUGUUGGCAGGAGCUGUGAAGCAUAAGAGCUCAGAGAGUGGCAAUAGUGUGAAAAGACUGAAACCAGACCCUGACCCAGAUGACAAGGCUCAAGAGGCUCCGUCCUGCGUGUCUCUUGGAAGCUCUUCUCUGAGUGGCCCCUCCAUCCACUGCCCAUCUGCUGCUGUCUGCAUCGGCAUCCUCCCGGGCCUGGGUGCCUACUCCGGGAGCAGUGACUCCGAGUCCAGUUCAGACAGCGAAGGCACCAUCAACGCUACAGGGAAGAUCGUCUCCUCCAUCUUCCGAACCAACACCUUCCUCGAAGCACCCUAGCUCCUGACAUCACCAUAGGGAGCGUCUCCCCAGAGGGUUAAAUGCCUGUUCUGACUCAGCAUCACCUCCCUCAGAAAACUUCUUCAUCUGCUUCCUGUGCACAUGUGACAUUCUAACCUAACCUAGAAUUGUGUCAGAGUCUGCUUGUGGCUCAGACUCUGCUUGGUUUCUCUUUGUGCUCCAGUGCAGAUGACCAAACCUGUCCCAGCGAUAGGAGUUGGGGUUCAGGCAAGUCUCAGAAAUGCCACUGGUGGUGCAAGGGUUCACCGUACCUUGUUUUCUUGUUUUUCUCCUUUCCUAGUAGCACAGGAAGCAUUAUCUUGAUACACUAUUAUAGGUGAAGGGGCUGCUUGGUUCUGCCAUGUUGUGUGUGGCAUAGAGAAGGGCAGACUAGCUGCUGACCUGAGUUCUGACUUAGGUCUGACCCUUCCUGGAUGUUAUGUGACUAAAGAUUGUAAACCACACCCACAAGGCCAUGAGUCAACCACAGCCCUUGAGGUGAUGUUCUUCCAUGUUGUUAUUCCCCCCUCUCCAGCCUGCGGAGGUAGGAAGGAGCUGGUAAGGAUGACAUGUCCAUCUUCUACCCACCUUCUCUCCCUGGAAAACUGUUUUGAUUUUGUUUUUGAAAUAAAGAAUUUAGUUUAAGAUUCUAAA